AUGGGUUCUCAUGCUCCAGUGACUGUAAACCAGCACAAUCUGACCCUGGGACUUCGGUCUCUGGUCCAGGACUUGGACCAGGCCUCACGGAUCCUGGACUGUGUUGAGACCAAACUGAUCCGAGACGCUCUGCUCCUCAUCAAACCCAGUCUGGACUUCCUCCACGGACAGACAGAUCAGACUCUGUUCUUCUCGGAGCUGCUCUCUCGUCUCUGUUCGCUCGCGCCCUUGUACUCGUCUCUGAUUGGUCGGUUGUGUUCCGAGUGCGAGGCCUGGCUUCUGUCCUGCACUGAGCCCAUCCUCAUCCCACACAGCAGCUUCCUCCAGCCACCAGGGGGCGCUCUCACACACACACUCACCGGCCUGCAGGGAGGAGUGCAGUGUCUGGUGGUGAGUCUGGAGGAGGAACUGGUUGUUGCUGGAGACGAUGACGGAGUCGUCGCUGUUUGGAGUCUUCCAGACGCUCAACUGCUGCACACUCUGCUCGGACACACAGCUGCAGUUCUGGCGCUGUGUCUGACUGGCUCCGCCCUCUGCAUCUCAUUGGCUGCUGACAGUUCUAUGAGGAAGUGGAGUUUACUGAGCGGGAAACAGGAAGUGUGCGUUGAAGACGUGACGCCACCGGACUGCGAGCGCGUCGAUCUGAGCGUGUGCGAGAGGAGGGGCGUGGUCACGGUGUCCACGGCAACGCAGGUGAAGGUCUUCUGUGUGGAUGGGUUCUCGUUGCUCUGGACCUUCUCGGACUCGGACUCUAAGGUCCUCGGGGUCUUGGAGGAUUCUGUGGUGUCGCUGAGUGGAGCUGGGACGGUCCGGAUUAUCCAUGGUCUAGACCCAAACAAAGACCCGGUCCAAGUCUUUCUCCAGAACCAGACCGGAGACCAGACCGGAGACCAGACCGGAGACCAGACCGGAGACCAGACCGGAAACCAGACCGGAGACCAGACCGGAGACCAGACUGGAGACCAGAACAGAAACCAGACCAGAGACCAGGUUCUGACCAGGACUCUGACAUUCUGCUCGUCUGUCGUUCUGAGCCGCAAACAGAAAGUCCUAGUCGUGUUUGAAGAAGAAGUUGUCUACCAGAUUUCCAAAGAUGGCCGACACUCGUCGCAGAAGUUUCCUUUGGCUCCUUCUUUGUUGUGUGUUUCCCCCGACGAGAAGAUCCUGAUGGCAGGCUCAGACCUGGUCCUGGUCUUGUUCCGGGUCCAGGGGGAGCGUCUUCAGAAGUUCUUAGAGCUGGUUCACGAUGAUGAGGUUCUGACGGCCUGCGUUUCCUCAGACUCCAGGAUCCUGUUCAGCGGAGCCCGAGACCAGCUGCUCCGGGUCUGGUCCAUCACCACAGGGGCCCUGCUGGACUCGCUGUGUGGUCUGGACUCUCCGGUCUCAAGUCUGGCUCUGGCGUCACAAGGUUCCAUUGCGUCGGCGUCGAAUGUCUCCACCGCCGUCAAACUGUGGACGCUACGUUACGACACACGCCACAAGCCGACGCCCCACAUCCCCACAGGCUCCGCCCACUGCACCCUGACCAGGGACUGUGACCAGAUCUACUACGUCCAGAACCAGGGGCACCAUGAAGUCCUGAGCUGGAGUCCAGAAACCGGCUCUAUCACAAACCGAAUGGCGGUCUCGGUCCCGGUCUCCUGUCUGGACCUGGCUCAGUCCAAAAGGCUGCUUCUCUGUGGACUCGUUAGCGGAACAGUCUUCAUCUACCCCCUGUCCAGUCCCGAGGAGACCCUGUGCAUCCCGCCUCCCGAGUCCCUGUCCCCGGUCCGGAAUCUGGCCCUGAGUCCCAACGAGAGCCGAAUAGGCGUGGCCUACGAGGACCAGAUCGCCAUCUUCGUCCUGAUGAACCGCGAUGGUUUCCCCGCCAUUGAAGGACCAGAGACCAGACUGGAACUGGGACUUCUCCACGGACCAAUCACUGCCUGUGCCUUGACCAGCGAUCACAGCAGAGUGUCCUGUGUCACUGUGAGCAACUGGGAAACUCACAUCCUGAUCGGGUCUGAAGACACCACACAGAGACUCUACGGACUCAAGAACUGCAGACUGCAGCACACCAUGGACUACAAGGGUUUCUUCUUCGAGGGAGUUCUUUGCGCCGCUUUCUCCGACAGUGACCAGUUUGUGUUCACCGGCUCCAGAGACCGGACCAUCAAGGUCUGGGGCGUGACCACAGGGAAGCUCCUCCUGGUCCAGUUCGUGUACUUUCCGGUGGUUCGUAUGAUUUCCUACAAAAACGGCUUCGUGGCGUUGUCCAAACAGGGGACCGUGAUCCGCGAGACGUUCCGCUGCCCCGACCACAUCAGCCCCGACUUCAACCCGCUGCGGACGGUGCGGGCGCAUUACCGGGUCACCUCCAACCCGGACGGCCCCCCCGGGGAGGAGGGGCGGGGCCAGAGCGACGGCAAGGCGGAGCUACAGCAGUUUAACCCCGCCCACCUCAGCCUCGCCGAUGAGCAGGAUCAGGAGGAGCAGGAUCAGAAGCGGCAGGAUCAGGAGGAGCAGAAUCAGAAGCGGCAGGAUCAGCAGGAGCAGGAUCAGAAGCGGCAGGAUCAGCAGGAGCAGGAGCAGGAUCAGCAGGAGCAGGAUCAGAAGCGGCAGGAUCAGGAGGAGCAGGAUCAGCAGGAGCAGGAUCAGAAGCGGCAGGAUCAGGAGGAGCAGGAUCAGCAGGAGCAGGAUCAGAAGCGGCAGGAUCAGGAGGAGCAGGAGCAGGAUCAGCAGGAGCAGGAUCAGGAGGAGCAGGAGCAGGAUCAGCAGGAGCAGGAUCAGGAGGAGCAGGAGCAGGAUCAGCAGGAGCAGGAUCAGGAGGAGCAGGAGCAGGAGGAGCUGAUGGUAAAUGUGAGCUGCAGGGGCUAA
Molecule: messenger RNA, 2856 nt
Organism: Knipowitschia caucasica
Lineage: Eukaryota; Metazoa; Chordata; Actinopteri; Gobiiformes; Gobiidae
Source: the annotation of a GenBank genome assembly